Lactuca saligna is the source of this 360-nucleotide messenger RNA. NCBI's taxonomy places the organism in Eukaryota, Viridiplantae, Streptophyta, Magnoliopsida, Asterales, Asteraceae. The record is from the annotation of a GenBank genome assembly.
AUGUCCAAAGAGAUUGUUGUUAUGCAACGUGACUAUGCAUCUCUCAAUCAAAAAAUGGACAUUAUUGCAGAUGCGGUGAGAAAAUUUGUCAAGUUUUAUGAAGCUUUGACUCCUCAGAUUGCUCAAAUGUCUACUCAUGAAGUUCACAGCUUAAAUGAAAUCCUAACUUUGUUGAAUGAAUUAAAAGCAUUAAUCUCGAAGCCUGGAUCAUCUCCUCUGAUCACACCAGAAUUUUUAUCACAAAAAUUUCUUUUGUUUGAAUUAGUUCUUCAUAAACAAUUGGCACCAUUGUCUCGAAUUGUCAGUCUCCUACCAACGAAUGGCCCGCCUGUUGUUACAGGGGUGCAAGGUGGAGAAUAG